Lepisosteus oculatus (spotted gar) is the source of this 6735-nucleotide messenger RNA. NCBI's taxonomy places the organism in Eukaryota, Metazoa, Chordata, Actinopteri, Semionotiformes, Lepisosteidae. The record is from RefSeq and is a predicted model, not a curated record.
UUAAGAAGUCUCAGACAAAGACAUUGUCCGAGUCCACUUUUCAAACAUGCUCUGUGAACACAGCUGUUUUGAUUUUGAUGCAGUCUGAUGAGUCGUCUGCUUGCCGGAGUUCGAAGACAAAGAAGGGUGUUGCCCUAUCUACUCAGGAGCCAAAACAUUAGCCACGUGGAGAAAUGUUCCAGAGAAAGCACUCCUUGCGGUGUUGUACGGGAGGUCUUCAAGAGUUGCUGUAAAUUAAACAGGAGAGGGGAAGCAUAGUGACAGCUUAAGAUGUCCCUAGCGACAGAUGAAAAUGGUCCUCUGAGUUCCCAGCAGAAACCAACAGCAUCCUGUGUGAUACUGCAGCCUGAAGACAAAGCAGAGCUCCCUGGGAAAGGAGAAGACAGUGUUCUGCAAAUGCUGAGCUACUCAAAGUUUACAGACCUGGAAACCUGGCUAUGCAGGCCAUCUGCACUGUUGCCUAGGAGUUCAGAAAUGCCAUCUGGAGAAACGACAUCACUGUUGACACAGAGUGUGGCUGCAGACUUGGAGCUGAGAGCAAGGCCUUUGGAUAGAAAAGCCCCAGUGCUGGGCAAGACCCAGUCAUUGGAUAACACUCCAGUGCCAGUAUCCCCUUAUUCAGGGCAAGAAGGCACUGCUUUGAGGAAGCGCCGCCGCCUGCCCUGCAGCCCUGGGGGCCUUCUUUGGAACACUGCAGGGGCACAGCAGCGCAGAUAUGACAGAGACGAAACCUUGCCUGCAUCUGCAGAGAAGCACAACUCUAACAGUGACAAAAAUGAUCCUGUGUUCAUCUGGGGAAUCUCACACAGACCAGUUCUGAGGAAAAGCAUCUCAGUUGAUGAUCGUUUGUUCCAGCAGCCACACAAGGAGCAACACAAGCUGCUUAGCAGACUGGAGAGAAGCAAGAACAAGCUGAGGAGCAUACAUAGCCUUGGAUCCCCAAGCAGAUGUGAAACACAGAGACAGACAGAGAACAAGAUUGCCCGUUUCGCACAGCGACUGAGUCAGAAGCCGAGAGACCAAAGUCAGAGUGAUGCACUAAACAAGGACAUUAGACACUUGGCUCUAACAGGUUCUCCUGGUACUUCACAGAGCUUAGACAGGAAUUUCUCUGUCAGUAUGACUCAGCAAAUGCAGAACCUGCACCUCUCACAUGCCAAGAAGAGCAGCGGCCCCUCCUCGCCCAGCGCCGCCAAGCGCCUCUACCGCAACCUCUCGGAGAAGCUCAAAGGGAGUCACUCCUCUUUUGAUGAGGCCUAUUUCUUUGGCCGUUCUGAUCGUUUCAGGAAAACUUCUGUGAAUGUACAGUGCAGUGAGGCCCUGUUUGAGGCAGUGGAGCAGCAGGACCUGGAUGCAGUUCAGAUCCUGCUCUAUCAGUACACGGCCGAUGAGCUGGACCUCAACACCCCCAACAGUGAGGGCCUGACGCCCUUGGACAUCGCCAUCAUGACCAACAACGUUCCCAUGGCCAAGCUCCUUCUGAAGGCUGGAGCCAAAGAGAGCCCGCAUUUUGUUAGCCUGGAGAGCAGAGCCCUGCACCUCACCACUGUGGUUCAGGAAGCCCAACAGAGGGUGAGUGAACUGUCAGCUCAGGUGCUGAGUGAAGGACUGAAUCUGGACAGCUCUGAAAAGGAAAAACAACUGAAGGCCUGGGAAUGGCGAUACAAACUCUACAAGCGCAUCAAGACGGGGUUUGAACAUGCAAGGGCCCCAGAGACGCCGUCCAGUGUCCGUCUGAGUGUAACGAGUAGCACAUCACUCACUGUCACCUUCCAGGAGCCUCUGAGCAUCAACUCAGCAGUAGUCACCAAAUACAAAGUGGAGUGGAGUUAUUUGAAAGACUUUUCCUCGCUGGCUGGAGAAUUAAUCAUGGACAAUCUUCAGACUUUGAGGUGCACUAUCACAGGUCUCACAACGGGCAAGGCAUAUUAUGUUCAGGUUUCUGCCUAUAAUAUGAAGGGCUGGGGCCCAGCACAGUUGGCUACUCCUCCUUUUGCAGUGCCCUCAAACUGGAAAGAGUGUGAUGGGAGAGAACCUCGGCACAGGGGGCAGAUUGAGGCGAUGGAACGUCUGCUUCAGCAGGUUCGAGCCACACAUCACCAUUACAGCUGCGGAGAUACUUCUAAGUUACAGAACUCUAGUCGCAAGCAGUCUGUCUCAAGAAGCCUAAAACACCUUUUUCAUUCGUCAAACAAGUUUGUGAAAACACUAAAACGGGGACUGUAUGUGGCAGCAGUAUUUUAUCACAAGGACAGUCUUCUAGUGACCAAUGAGGAUCAGAUACCAAUAGUAGAAAUAGAUGAUUCUUACACCAGUUCCAUCAUGCAAGACUUUCUGUGGUUUACCAAGCUAUCUUGCAUGUGGGAAGAUGUCCGGUGGCUCAGGCAGAGCAUGUCGGUGUCUAUGUCCUCCUCGUCCACUCUUCAAGCCCGACAGAAGAUGCUGUCUGCUGCAGGACAGCUACAGAACUUGCUUGGGACCCAUAAUCUGGGACGUGUGUAUUAUGAACCCAUUAAAGACAGGCAUGGGAAUGUACUGAUAGUCACAAUAAGAGAGAUGGAGAGCCUCUAUUCCUUCUUCAAUGGCAAAUGGAUGCAGAUUUCCAAGUUGCAGAGUCAGAGGAAAUCCCUCUCAACCCCAGAGGAGCCAACUGCCUUAGAUAUACUGCUGAUUACAAUCCAGGAUAUCUUGUCCUAUCAGAGACGAAGCCAGCAUCGCCUAUCUCCAGGCCUGUAUUUGGGCUACCUGAAGCUCUGCAGUUCUGUAGACCAGAUCAAAGUCCUUGUCCCUCAGAGGCUGCCCAAUGUUCUGUGUCAUUUUAAAAUCCGAGACAACUGCAAUGUUUCGAGAGAUGAGUGGGAAUGGCUCCAAAAACUGUCUGGCCCGGCUUAUGUGGAAAGUGCAGAUCAGACAUCGGUCUGCCACACUCCACCAUUCUUCUAUGAGCUCCAGAUGGCUGUAAAAGGCUUGCUCAGACAAAUCAAUCUACCUCUGCACCAGGCCAAGCUCUUCCGGAUCUACACGCAGGAGGUACUGGAGCUGGGUCACAAUGUCUCCAUUCUUCUGCUGCUCCCCGCUUCAGACGAUGUCUGCACUGCCCCAGGACAAAAUAAUCCUUACACCCCACACUCAGGGUUCCUCAACCUCCCUCUUCAAAUGUUUGAGCUAGUUCACUUUUGCACUUAUAAGGAGAAAUUCAUCAGCCUAUACUGUCGUCUGUCUGCUGUAUUGGACCUCGACUCGCUCAUUACCCAGCAGUCCCUGAGAGAGGCCAUUUCAGACACUGAGGUGGCAACUGCAAAACAACGGCACCAGCAUGUUUUAGACUACAUACAGCAAAUGGAUGAAAUGUGGCGAGAAAUGAGGUGGAUCAUGGACGCCCUUCAGUACGCCCGUUACAAACAGCCUGUAGGUGGCGUACCAAUCACCUGGUUUGUUGACACAACAGUGGAGCACUCCGUGGAGAAGAAUGACUCCACGUCUUCUAACAUGGACUAUCUUCCCACUCCUUCCCCUUCACCUGAAAUGCGCAGAAGAAAGGCUGUUAGCGAUUCACAGCCUGGCUCCGAUGAAGAUGGAUGCUCUGAAGUCUUUCUCCCUACGGAUAGCGACUAUGAUUCGAGUGAUGCUUUGAGCCCCCGCGAGCUAGACCUGGUCUACUCCUCUUCCCAGGACAUCUCUCAGCAGGCUGUCUGUGGCUUGAGUGGGAGCGCCCCUGAUGUGUUGCAGGUGCACGACCUGAAGUACUCCUUCUGCCUAAAAGAAGACACCGGAGUGUCUAGUGGCUUUGACACAGAGGGUGAAUUUUGCUCCAAGAACAUGGAGGACUUGACGUUAUCUGGACUCACUUCCAAAGGCGCAGACAAGGGCUCCCGUGGCAAGCAGUUUGGCAGUAAGAAGAAGCUGCUGUCCAAGCAACAACACCAUAGCUACUUCAGCGGACACCACCGCUGGCUGCGGGUGCACAGUGAGAGCCAGGCCGUCUCGUUGUCAGAAGGUGUGUACACUCAGCAGCGGGAGACAGAUUUACCUCUGGAAUCAACUACUGGAGGGGCUAUGAAUAUUUUCACUGAGCUACCACGUAGUUCUUUUUUACCUCACGCUUCUAGCCUCCCUGAAGACGGGAAGAAUCGACACCGAGAGUCGAAACAGAAUGUGCGCAGGAUCUUUGUUGAGCCCUGCAAAAAGACUUCCCUGAGCGAAGAUACCCACACCUGGACUCUGAAUGUAGGAGAGUCAGAAGCUGCCACUGGUGUGGUGGUUGGUUUUGAAUGCGCUGUGGCUCAAGAUGUGGAUUCUGACGACCAAACUAAUUCUCAAGUAUCUGAAAUAUUCAGCAGUACACUCUAGGAGUAAAUUAUCUGAUGUAAUUGUAGAUGCUGUUUUCCAGUGCUUGGCCACGGUCAAGAGAUUUCAAAAGAAGUGUGCUAAGCCAUGGUGAAGAGAAUUCAAGAUAAAUACCACAGGUAAGAAACACAAAGACACAGAAGGUCUUUCAUAGCUAUACAUGAUUUAUCGAACGAGAAUCUUCUGAAAGUGUUAAAAAAAAUUAUACUCAAAUGUGCAAAGGGUUGUAUGAAAAUUAGAUAUUCGAGAUUGUAAAUAUUGGACAGCAGGUUGCACUACUGCAGUGUUAAUACAGUACACGUUGGUGUUAUAUAGUAAAUGCAAGACCAAUUAACUGAUCUUUGCACAGUUUUGAUGUGCUCUAAAAAACUCAAAAUAUCAGUUUGAUAGCUAUGGUAAAACAAAUUAUUAAACUGCUAUCAACUCAUUUGUACUGUAUUGAUCAGCUUUAUAACCCUUUGUAAUUUCUAAAUACCUAUUUUGCACUACAUUACAGUAACAGUUUUGAGGAUGUUUUCUACAGAUGUGACUUUUCCAAUUUUGAAAGUUGAAAUUCAGCCACAAAACAGGUUUUGAAUUUCUCAGUGUUGAAAUUUAAUGCUCAUAGUUGCUAAUUUCACUCAGGAAAGCUGGGCUUUUCCAUAUGAUGUACAUUUAACAUAGCCCAUUUUAUUUUUUUAAUUUGUGUCUAUAUUUCAUUGUCAGCAUGCUAAAUAUUUUAUUUUGUGUUUGAACUAUAAUGGAGUUGAAUCUUUUAUGUAAGAUUGUCAAUGUAUGCUUUAUCACUGGCCCUUGUAAAUACAUAUAUUUCACUUGUGAUCAGAGUGAAUUUCAAUGCUGUGUUCCAAAACAUUCAGUUGAGAUCUUAUAUAAAAAUAUAACCGAGUAUGAAUAUGCCUUUUGUACGUCCCACAAGCUUUGAAUUAAAUAGUUUCCCUUAGAAAUCAAAGACUUUUAUUCUUAUGAGACAAAAAUUAGGCAAAUCCCAAGGUUUAUUAAGAGUUUUGUUGUCCAAGAUAUCAAAAUGCAUAACAAUAUUUUGGAUUUUAGUAAAUGCAUCAAAGUAUGCAAUAAAGCAGAUCUUCUGCAUACUGUGUAAAAUUACAGCCUCAAAGCAGUUAUUUUAAAUUAUUUAGUUGUGGAGUUGUGGGCAUUAUCUUCAAAGAAAAUGUUUAUGAUGGUAACCUGCAACAGUAAAAAUAGUACUAAGAAAGGAACAUUUUUAUAACAACUAUUAAUACAAAUCAUCUAUUUUUUGUGUUAGUGAAAAAUGUGAUUUUAUUAUGUUUUUUAGUAAAAUGAGUUUAGAAUAGCUGGGUGUUUCAGAAUGAGAACUGACAGACAGAGUGACAGACUUUACCUCCUUGAAAUUCAAAUGCUUGUGAGACUAGUACAAGGCAGGCAGGGCUUUUAAUUGUGUGUCUAAAGCAUGAAGUCAGUCCCUUUCAGUUACUUGCAGUGUGUGAAAUGCAGAGGUGUUGACCAUUGUAAAAAUACAAAUUAAGAAAGGUUGAAAAACAGUGGUCCGUACACUUGACAAGACUAGAAGCGAGUUACCACUCCGCAGAGAAAAUAUUACCAUGCUGCUCAUGCAAUUCAAAUGAUAUGCUGAAAAAUCCGUGUGAGGCAAUAAAUGUGCAUUCACCUUUAAGGAGUUUUACAAUGUGAACUGGAAUCAGACAUCAUUAUUUUGAAAAAAGAUCUUUACAAACAUUAUCUCAGUAUCAACAGGAAACAGAUUUCUUGAUUUGAUAUGCUUUUCUGCACUUAAUAUCCAUAUCCGUUUCAUAACACUGUAAACCAAGGGGGGAUUGGCUUUGCUGGUACCUGGGUUGUAAUAUAUUGUUAAUUAUAUUUACAAUUAAAUCAUGUAAUUCUGUGGCAGUGUGAAAUCCUAAACCUUUAAUUCAAAAAAUGAAUUCACUUGAAAACUUGAAACUUCCUUCAACUAAGUUUGGUUUUAAGGAAAGAGAAUGGUUAAUUUAAGUUGGCCUAUCAAUCGAUGGUUUUUGUAUAUAGAAAGAAAUGUUGAAGCCAGCUUUGCAUGUUUCACGUGCUUUUGUUCUGUUGUUUCAGAAUUAGUCUUUGUAUGAAGGAGUCUUGUUGACAAUUUAAAAUGUGAAUGAAGUCUUUCAUAAUUGAUAAGAUAUCAAUGCUGGGACAAAUCAAGUAAAUUUACUGAUCACCACACUGGACUAUUUUGUAACAUGUAAAGAAGGCUGUUCUCUUCUAUGAUGUUUUACUGUACUGUGUUUAGUCACAGAGGAAAAGCCUUAACUGUUGGCAUGUUUGUGGAUUGCUAUUUUACUACAAAGAUGUUUGUUGUUGCCAUCUUGAAACAAGGGCACACUGUUGCUUUAUUCAGUAAAUUUUAUUCUUUAAACACCU